Messenger RNA from Sinocyclocheilus anshuiensis, 3638 nucleotides. RefSeq names its product trafficking protein particle complex subunit 10-like. The transcript has 19 exons. Gene Ontology annotation, biological process: intra-Golgi vesicle-mediated transport; early endosome to Golgi transport. Gene Ontology annotation, cellular component: TRAPPII protein complex. Bases 155 to 3247 code for a protein of 1030 amino acids. The record is from RefSeq and is a predicted model, not a curated record. Lineage: Eukaryota; Metazoa; Chordata; Actinopteri; Cypriniformes; Cyprinidae.
CCUGCCGCGCACCUCCAUCAUCGACAAGAUCCGCAGCGACUUUUGCAACAAGCAGAGCGACAGGUGCGUGUCUCUGUGCGACCCACUGAAGGAGUCGUCGCGCUCGCAGGAGUCCUGGAGCUCGUUCCUCACGAAGCUGCGCACGCUGCUGCUCAUGUCCUUCACCAGGAAUCUGGGCCGCUUCGAGGACGACAUGAGGACGCUGCGAGAGAAACGCACCGAGCCCGGCUGGAGCUUCUGCGACUACUUCAUGGUGCAGGUGUGUGAUUGGCUGAGGGAGCUGUCAAUCAGAGCGGUGGGUUGUUCUUCAGCUGUGCAUCUGUGUGUUGAUCAGGAGGAGCUGGCGUUUGUGUUCGAGAUGCUGCAGCAGUUUGAAGACGCUCUGGUCCAGUAUGAUGAACUCGACGCUCUUUUCACACAGUAUGUGCUCAACUUCGGCGCUGGAGACGGAGCUAACUGGCUGGGCUCGUUCUGUCAGCCGGUGCGCAGCUGGAACGGGCUGCUGCUGCGGCGGCCCAUCGACAUGGAGAAGCGUGACCUGAUCCAGAGAGGAGAGGCCAGUCUGCUGGACCUGCGCAGCUACCUGUUCUCCCGCCAGUGUACGCUGCUCAUCUUCCUGCAGAGACCCUGGGAGGUGACGGCCCGCGCGCUCGAGCUGCUGCACAACUGCGUGCAAGAGCUGCAGCUGCUGGAGGUGUCUGUGGAGAGCGGCGCUCUGGACUGCUGGGUGUUUCUCAGCUCUCUGGAGGUCCUGCACCGGAUCGAGGGCUGCUGCGACCGCAGCCAACUAGAGGCUAACUGCUCCCACACCGUGGGCCUGUGGACCUACGCCACGGAGAAGCUGAGGUCUCUGGGUGAUCUGUGUGGUCUGGUGUCUGAGAACGGCCCGGACUCUGAGGACCUGAACAAAACCGUCGACCUGCUGGCUGGUCUGGGAGCAGAGAGACCCGAAACGAUCAACAGUCCUCAGAGUCCCUAUAAGAAGCUGAAGGAGGCGCUAUCGUCCGUGGAGGCCUUUGAGAAACACUAUCUGGAGCUGUCUCACGCCGCUAUGGAGAUGUACAGAGUGAUCGGGCGGCUGCGCUCGGCCCGGCUGGUGGGGAAGAGUCUGGCUGAGUUCUACAUGUGGCUCCUCUGCUUCGCGUGUUUUCUGUCUUGUGCGUGUGGUUUCUUUGACCGUGUGUGUAGAUACCUGCAGACGAGCGCUCUGCUCGCCAGCGACACCAACCUGAGCGAUGAAGAGAGGAGACACUUCUGCCAGGAGAUCCUGACCUUUGCCAGGCAGACCGCAGAGGGCAAAGGUCAACAGAAAGAUGCGCGUGUGGCUCUGAGCAUGAGCUCCUUCACUCGGCUGCAGGAGCUGCGUUUCCGUCCGUCCUCGGCGCUGGUGCAUGUGAGCGCCGCCCUGCAGCUGGAGCUGCGUCUCUGCAGUCUGAUGCCCGUUCCUGUGACGCUGGAGCAGAUCUCCGCCAGCAUACACUUCACACAGGAGCAGCCGGGCUCCACGGCUCAGAAACGAGCCGCUCAGAACCCAGACGGCACCGUUACCUUCCCCGCAGCCAGCCCUGCGUCUGCGUCUGCGUCUGCGCUGGAGCUCUGCGAGAUCCUGGAGCACAGUCCAUCUGAUAACGCGCUGAGCUCCGCCGGCGUGGCCUGCAGGAACAUGCACCUGCUGAUGCGUCGCCAUGACAGCACCGCGUCUCUGGACACGCCCAACACCGCGCCAGCCGUCGCUAUGGAGGAUGCGGCGCAGAUGCUGAGGGCCAGUGAUGUCACUCUGUUGCCUGGCAACAACAGCAUCGUCUUCACCGCACCAAGUCAGAAGCCGGGCUCGUAUACUCUCCGGCAGCUGUGUGCGACGCUGGGCUGCGUGCAGUUCAUUCUGCCCCAUAUUUACCCUGUGGUUCAGUAUGAGGUUUACUCACAGGAGCCUCAGCUCAGCAUCCAGCCGCUCACAGGUCAUAACACUGACUCCAUGCCUGUGCUUCACUCGUCCACAUGCAGCGCCCGCAUCCUCAGCAGCAGCGCAGAGCUGCUGGCUGAAAGCGCUCUGUCCAUCCAGUCGUCUGAGAAGGUGACGAGCAUCUCUCUUCCUGUGACGCCGCCGUAUCACACGCUGGAGUUCCUGCUGGAGGUUCUGUGUCAUAUCCCAUCAUGCCCUGCGCGGAUGGAGAGCGAGCGCCUCACUAACGGACAGAUCAGUCGCCGCAGCCGAACGCGCUUCAACAGCGGCAUGACCCUCAUCGACCAGAAGGUGUCUGUCGACUGUCCCUGGUCCAUUUACUCCACGCUGGUCUCUCUGACCUUCCACGUGCCCUUCACAAUCAAACACUCGCUGCUGUCUGCAGGACGGAGGAAGUUCAUCCAGGUUUGUCUUCGGAAUGUAUCAGACACUAACUUUCGCCUGACCAAUCAGACGCUGACUGAGAAUCAACACACACCGUCACUGGAGCUGUGCUCUCUCAACACUAGAACACACAGCCUGGUCUUCAGGCAGCAGUGUGUGUUCAGCGUGUGGGAGCUGCGGUGGAGCGGUGUGUCGCCCGUCUCUGUGCACUGCGAGUUCUCAGCCGCUUUCGCUCCUGCAGACGCUCCGGACGCGGCACUCAAACUCUACAGAUACGACUUCACUCUGGAACGAGUUUCAACGCUGUACAGUGUGCGAGCAGAGAUCCGGCCGGCGGUGGGAGAGCAGCAGUGUUGCACCGGUUCUCUCUGCAGGCUGGAGGUGUCUCUGACACGUCUCUCUGAAGCCAGCGACUCAGACGAGGAGUACAGCGAGACAGACGGCCUGCGCAGCAGCAGACUCCUGUAUGAAGUGAUUGACAACAGCAGUAACUGGGCGGUGUGCGGGAAGAGUUCAGGGGUCGUCUCCAUGCCGGUGGCUGCCAUGGCGACACACAAGGUUCACAUGGAGGUCAUGCCUCUGUUCGCGGGUCACCUGCUCGUCCCCAGCAUCCGUGUGUUCAAGUACCAGCCGCGCCUCGCCAGCCCCGUCAUCCAGCCGGACACCGACUCGUGUCUGGAGAACGACAGUCUGUCUCUGGAGGAUCAGGCGGAGACGGCGAGUCUGCGCAGCCGAGGCAGUGUCCAGUCUCUGGGCAGCGGAGAGUCUGCGCAGCCGCGGGGCCCGAUGCCCAAACGCCAGGCUUUCGGCCCCGGACAGGUGUUCAGCGGCACACAGGGCCAGCAGGUGUUAGUGCUGCCCGCCGCUGACCAUCACCUGAUGGAGGUCAACGUCACAUGACACGAAUCACUGGAGCCUGAGACUCGCCUCCAAUCACGCACCUCAUGAGACACGCUGGACCCGGUGUCUCUCAGACAUCCCAUAAUGCCUUGCAGCCCCUCCUCUGUGUGCUCAGGUUUCCAGGGAAACGACAUCUUUGAUGCUACAUCGGUGCUUUAUUGACUCGGACACGCCCCUUCCUGCUGAUGUCACAGGAUUGAUGAUGACCAUCGUGACAAUAAAUGUCGUUUUUGUUUCAUGCAUAUGAAGAACAGUCAUAUUUCACUCCAUUUUAGACAUUAUUUUCAUGAUAAUUAAAAUCAUGAAAAAAAAAUGUAAGCACACAUCAGUGGCUGUAUUUGUUAUAAUGUCCAAAACUGAACACAUGGUUUUCAUAAUUAUAUUCAUGCAA